Molecule: messenger RNA, 336 nt
Organism: Penicillium diatomitis
Lineage: Eukaryota; Fungi; Ascomycota; Eurotiomycetes; Eurotiales; Aspergillaceae
Exons: 2
Coding region: 1-336 (111 amino acids)
Source: RefSeq, a predicted model, not a curated record
AUGAACCUUGUCUUGGGUCGUCUCCACUCGAGUCGCCUGCGGAGUCGACCCGCACAGCUGCAGGCUGCAGGCUGCAGUGGUGGUCCUGAUCGCGUGGAUCCCGCCGAUCGGGGGGCCGCCUUGGCGUCAACGUCAAAGAAAUCACCUUUGCCUCGUGCGACGCCACCGGACUUUUUGGGCAAGGGCGUGUCCUCUGUCCACUGGGUCGUCCGGAUCGCUCACGGGGUAUACUGGGAUUCUGUUCGAGUCGCGUUUCGGGCGGUGGAGGACUCGUUCCGAUGGACGGGGCUGGACGGGAGUGGAUCCACUGGCCCGGUCUAUCGACACGAGGAAUGA